GGCGGUCGUGAUUACCAAUGUGAGAAAGAAAGAGAGGGAUUUGACCGGACACCGGGAUGCAACCGGCUAAAAAGGAAUACAAGGCAAAUGGGACCUCUGUUAUUCUCUAUAAAUCUCUCCGCUGCAUGCUUCCCAUCAAAGAGACACUUCUUUCAUUCACCUUCUUCUCUCACUUCUAGAGAGAGAAACUAAAAGGGCAAUUAUGGAAUGUGGAGGAAGUUCAGCCGCCGCUGGAGGAGGAGGAGGAGGAGGCGGCGGCGGAGAUGGGUUCCAUAGCUACAGAAGGCAACACUCUAAGCCAACCUCUGGGUUGAACCACCACCUCACAAACGGUGCAACCGCCACUGGCAACUCCCCUGCUACCUGCCACGUGCCGGUCACUGGUGCCAACAACGAGCAGAGCCAACAAUGCAUGGUGCGAGAGCAAGACCAAUACAUGCCGAUUGCUAAUGUGAUACGCAUCAUGCGACGAAUCUUACCCUCUCAUGCCAAGAUAUCCGACGAUGCCAAGGAGACCAUCCAAGAAUGUGUAUCAGAGUACAUCAGCUUCAUCACUGGAGAAGCUAACGAGCGAUGCCAACGGGAGCAGCGCAAGACAGUGACAGCAGAGGAUGUCCUUUGGGCUAUGGGGAAGCUCGGCUUUGACGACUACAUUGAGCCACUAACUAUGUUCCUCAACCGAUACCGUGAGUCGGAGAGUGAUCGAGUUCGUACUGAGCCGAUCUUGAGGCGCAAUGUGGAUUAUGUGCCACAAGUGGGGAUGAUGCCACCGUACGGGCAAGCGUUUCCAUUGGGGCACACCUCGACAGGGAUGUUCGAUGCAAUGGGCGGAUAUUACGGUGGAGGUAGGAGUGGCGGGACGAGCUCUGGAAACGGUAAUCAGCUUUGAUAUGAGUUUGAAGUAGAAUAGCAAUUUGUAAUCAAGGCUAUGUAAUGAAUAAAUAUAAGAAGUAAGAAGUGAACGUGACCCAUUUGCAUGAUGAGAAUAUGUAAAUUUAUGAUAAAA
Cucurbita moschata (crookneck pumpkin) is the source of this 1006-nucleotide messenger RNA. RefSeq names its product nuclear transcription factor Y subunit B-9-like. NCBI's taxonomy places the organism in Eukaryota, Viridiplantae, Streptophyta, Magnoliopsida, Cucurbitales, Cucurbitaceae. Gene Ontology annotation, cellular component: CCAAT-binding factor complex; nucleus. The record is from RefSeq and is a predicted model, not a curated record. Gene Ontology annotation, biological process: regulation of transcription by RNA polymerase II. Bases 203 to 889 code for a protein of 228 amino acids. The transcript has 2 exons. Gene Ontology annotation, molecular function: protein heterodimerization activity; RNA polymerase II cis-regulatory region sequence-specific DNA binding; DNA-binding transcription activator activity, RNA polymerase II-specific.